CCCCAGCCUCUAUAAAGCUACUGCUCCAGCAGAAGACCUCCAUUAUACGUAUUCCUGCAACUCUCUCUCUCUCUCUCUCUCUCUCUCUCUCUCUCUCUCUCUCUCUCUCUCUCUCUCUCUCAUUGAGAUGGUGGUGUCGUCGUCGGCGGGGGAGGGGGAGGGGGGCGAAGUUAUGGAGGUGAUCGUGAAGAUGUCGUCAACGGUGCCGUCCAGGGUGACGGGGGAGGACAAAGUGCACGAGUUCAGGAACAUUGACCUUGCCAUGAAGCUCCACUACCUGCACGGCCUCUAUUUCUUUCAAAACGACGCCGUUCGCGGCCUCCACGUCAACGACUUCAAGGACCCCACCUUCCCUUGGCUUGACAUCUUCUGCAUGACCCCCGGCAGAAUCCGCCGCCACUCCGCCCCCGACGGCUCCUCCUCCUCCUCUGGCCGCCCCUUCCUCAAGUGCAACGACAGCGGCAUUCGCUACGCCGAGGCCCGCUGUAACUAUGCUCUCCACGACUGCAUGGCCGCCGUCGGCCGCGACCCUUCCCUUCGUUACCGCCUAAUCGCCGGCGAACCUCUUGGCCCCCACCUGUUCUUCUCCCCUCUCAUUUAUUUGCAGAUCACAUGGUUCAAAUGCGGAGGAGUAUCUAUGGGGCUCAGCUGGGCCCACAUCCUCGGAGAUGCUUUCUCAGCCACCACCUACAUGAACCUCUUCGGCCAAUUCAUUUCCGGGUACCAUCCCGAGUGGACUCUCCGGCCGUCAAUCACCGGACAGUCCAAAUCCCACUCCCCAGUUCACAAGAAUCCGCUUUCCGUGAAACGGGUCGACCCGGUGGGGGACUGUUGGGUAACCGCCAAUAACUGUAAAAUGGAAACCCACUCCUUCCAUGUCACUGCCACGCAGCUGGAAACAUUACAGCAGCCAAAGAUUGGUGGACCCUUUGAGAUCCUCUCCGCCGUGGUGUGGAAAUCUCUGGCAAAGAUCCGGGAAGAUUCGGGUCCCCGGGUCGUGACCAUUUGCGAAAGCAAUUCCCCGGACAGGGAAAAUGAAAUUCCUAGCAAUGGGCAGAGCUUGAGGGUGGUGGAAGCUGAUUUCUCGGUUGGGAAAGCCGAUUUGGCAGUACUGGGAAAGCUGAUUUCCGAGAAAAGGGCGGAUGAGAAUUGCAUGAUAGAGGAAAUGAUGGAGAGGGAAAAUGGGAAUGUGGAUUUGGUAGUGUAUGGAGCCAACUUGACGUUUGUGAACUUGGAAAAUGCAAAGGUUUAUGGGAUGGAAAUAAGGGGGCAUAAGCCAGUUCUGGCCAGUUAUUACUUUGAUGGGGUUGGUGAUGAGGGGGUGGUUUUGUUGCUGCCGAUGCUGGAAAACGGGGAGGGCGGUGGCGGCAGCGGUUGGAUGCUGACUGUGACCCUGCCACAAAAUCAACUGGCAGAGCUCAAGGAUGAACUUAAGAGGGAAUGGGGUAUUAAUUGAAAGAAAAACGUUGAAGGGUGUGGAUGGCGGUAACUUAUUAAUUAGUUUUAAGUGUUGGAUUAGAAAUAAGAUGUUGUUACUUGUUUGUCAGAUUGACUCUUAAAAUAAAUUAAUUAUGGAUAAUUUAUUUGGCUAA
This is a messenger RNA of Malania oleifera, 1592 nucleotides long. Its product is annotated as protein ECERIFERUM 2-like. The record is from RefSeq and is a predicted model, not a curated record. The coding region runs from base 128 to 1456 and encodes 442 amino acids. Lineage: Eukaryota; Viridiplantae; Streptophyta; Magnoliopsida; Santalales; Ximeniaceae. The transcript has 2 exons. Gene Ontology annotation, molecular function: acyltransferase activity, transferring groups other than amino-acyl groups.